UUGUGGUUGUGGAGUAAAAACUGGGUUUUACACUUCACUUGCGUCUGAAUACCCGGGGAAAAAAAUGUCGGUUUCACUUGCUAAUUUUCUUGGAAAGUUACAAAGUCUUUCCCUUUUCAGGUUUUGAAGUCACACUAACAUAAAGAGUAGAAGAAAAAAAAAGGCUUGGAGCUUUAUUUUUGCUUUUUUCUUAAUUUCUUCUAGAAAACAUGAUCCUGAGCUUCCGAGCAAAAUUCUUUUAAAGAGAGUGAUAGAAAAUGAUGGCUCUGAUGAAUUGUGCAUAUUCAUCUUCUUCUUCGUCUUCUUCUUCUUCCUCUCCCACUUCUUCCUCUUCAUAUUCUCCGAGGAACAGAGAGAACAUGGUUUUGCAGAGUGUAGUUGAUGUGUCACCUUCAAGUUUCUCUUCCGACAGAAAAUCUAUUUUACCAAUUGAGAAGACUUUAAUAACUCACCAAAAUUCCAGUCUCUGCUUGAUCCCAAAGAAGUCUUCAGAAGAGUUGAAGAAGGAAAUUGCAUCAAUUGAGAUAGAGAUUCUACACAUGGAACGAUAUCUCUUAUCUCUUUACAGGAAAUCUUUUGAACAGCAACUUCCUAAUUCCUACUCUAAACUCUCUGCUACUACUACUAACUUUCCUCGUUCUGUGACUACUUCACGAACAUCACUAACUCAUCACUAUCAAGCUUACCAAAAACCAAUUUCAUAUCCUCGGAGUUUCAACACUAGUUUAAAAGCCUUAUCUUCAAGGGAAGGGACUAGAGUAGUUUCUGGUAAUCACAGUCUUGGAGAGCUUCUAGGAUCAUCUCAUAUAGUUGAUCAUAGUAACCUCAUAAACCCGAAUAAACUCUCUGAAGAUAUCAUGAGAUGCAUCUCUUCUGUGUAUUGUACACUUUCAAGAGGAUCAACGAGUACCAAUUCCACUUGUUUCCCUGCUUCUCCGGUUUCGUCAUUGUCGAAUGCCUCGACCAUUUUCUCUUCCAAAUCCAAUUACUAUGACGAUAAAUGGAGCUUGAAUUGCGCGAGUGAGGAUCAUUUUCUGAAUCACUUUCAAGAUCAAGGCAAUGUUUUGCCUUGUGGUGUUGUUGUGAUAGAGGCUCUUAGAGUACAUUUAGACGAUGCUAGUUUCGGUUACGCUGCUCUUAUGCUGCAAAACUUCAGAUCAUUGGUUCAAAAUCUUGAGAAAGUUGAUCCGAGUAGAAUGAAACGCGAAGAGAAGCUCGCGUUUUGGAUAAACAUUCACAAUGCUCUUGUGAUGCAUGCUUACUUAGCUUAUGGAACUCACAACCGCGCAAGAAACACAUCGGUUUUGAAGGCAGCUUAUGAUAUUGGAGGCUAUAGAAUAAACCCGUUUAUCAUCCAAAGCUCAAUCUUAGGAAUCAGACCUCAUUACAUAUCACCAUCACCUUUACUCCAAACUCUGUUUUCGCCUUCAAGAAAGUCGAAAGCUUGCAGUGUUAGACACGUUUACGCAUUGGAAUACCCCGAGGCUUUAGCUCAUUUCGCUAUUUCUUCAGGAGCAUUCACAGAUCCUAUGGUUCGAGUUUACACGGCGGAUAGAAUCUUCCGGGAUCUAAGACAAGCAAAACAAGAGUAUAUCAGAAGUAAUGUUCGUGUUUACAAAGGGACAAAGAUUUUGUUGCCAAAGAUCUUUCAGCAUUAUGUUAAAGACAUGUCAAUGGAUGUGUCUAAGCUCAUGGAAGCAACAGCUCAGUGUUUACCAGAAGAUGCGAGGAAAAUUGCUGAGAAAUGUUUGAAGGAGAAGAAGAGUAAGAAUUUUGAAUGGUUACCGGAAAAUUUGAGUUUCCGGUAUGUCAUCGCCGGAGAAUUGGUUGGAGCAAGAAAUAAGACGUGAAGGUUACAAUAAAAGUUGUUCUUUUUGCCUUCUCAUGUGAUUAAAUAAUUUGAUUACAAUUAGUGUUCAAUUUCAGUUUUCUUUUUCGAGUGAGAAAUUGUAAAACCAGUGUUUGUAUGUAUAAUCUUAAUAAACCGAGAACUAAUUAAUGUUUUUAAA
Molecule: messenger RNA, 2009 nt
Organism: Arabidopsis lyrata subsp. lyrata
Lineage: Eukaryota; Viridiplantae; Streptophyta; Magnoliopsida; Brassicales; Brassicaceae
Exons: 10
Coding region: 258-1850 (530 amino acids)
Source: RefSeq, a predicted model, not a curated record